Molecule: messenger RNA, 648 nt
Organism: Salvia hispanica
Lineage: Eukaryota; Viridiplantae; Streptophyta; Magnoliopsida; Lamiales; Lamiaceae
Product: cytochrome b6f complex subunit (petM)
Cellular component (GO): cytochrome b6f complex
Source: RefSeq, a predicted model, not a curated record
UAAGAGGUGAGGAAACUACUUAAAAAAUGAGCCUCAUUCACAUAUUCUCCACUACCUUAUCCACACUUACAUCAUAUCUCUCCCAUACAAACUCCUCCUCUCAUUCAAUUCCCCAUCAUCCCAAUUUUCUUGCAUCAAACAAAGAGUGCAAGCAAAAUGGCAACGGCUAUAUCUCCGGUGACGGCAGUGGCGGCGGUGGUGGGCCCCAGCAGGCCAUCCGUGGGCCGAACCAGAGUGAGGUACAUCAACGGGCUCAACUCAUUCGGAGGGCUCAAGGCACACAACCACGUGGCAUCAUUAGGCCUUUCGGUCACCAGCGACCAGUCUUUUGCAAAGAUAGUUAGCUCUUUGAAACAGCAGGGGAGAAAGAGCAGCAGCGGCGGCGGCGCUCUCACCUCCACCUGCAGUAAUGUCGCGGAGAUCUUCCGGAUCGCCGCCAUCAUGAACGGCAUCACUCUCGUUGGCGUCGCCAUCGGCUUCGUCCUCCUCCGGAUCGAAGCCUUCGUCGAGGAAGAAUGAUCAAUCAACAAGGUGUUUGUUGUACACACACAGCCUAUCUAUAUUAUCUUGUCCUUUUUCAAUUGCAUCUCCUUUUAUUUGCAAUGUACAACUGAUUCCAUUAUUUUACAUAAUACAUUGAGUUGUAUA